Messenger RNA from Folsomia candida, 4029 nucleotides. It is a transcript of the gene E(z), whose product is annotated as histone-lysine N-methyltransferase E(z). Bases 436 to 3318 code for a protein of 960 amino acids. Gene Ontology annotation, molecular function: histone methyltransferase activity; protein binding. The transcript is spliced from 20 exons. Lineage: Eukaryota; Metazoa; Arthropoda; Collembola; Entomobryomorpha; Isotomidae. Gene Ontology annotation, biological process: chromatin remodeling. The record is from RefSeq and is a predicted model, not a curated record.
ACCUUAGUAAAGUAAAACUACUGCUAUUAUUACCUACGUUUACUGAGAAACGGCCAUAAGGGUCCCUUCAACAAGGUAAAUGCUGCGUGUAAAGAAUUCCGCCACGAUAGGAUUUGUUUACCGUUCAAACUAGCUCUCUGUGUCUUCUUCUCUCCAUUUCCUUCCAUUAGUCACAUUACACACAUUUUGUGUGAGAGUGGCUUCGUUUUUUGUUGACCGACCGACUGACAGGAAAAGGUGGGUAGGUAGGUUUAGUAGGUAGUGGAAUAAAGUAAGUUCUUGGAAGACUGGAAGAAAUUUAAUUGACGGGAUGCAAUAAAGAUUAAGAUUUUGUCACGAGAUCAAAGACUGAGUAGGAGGAGGGAGGGGUGGGACGGACGGAGGACGGAAGGAAGUGUCGUUGCUGGAAGUAGCUUAUCAUCAGGAUUUACCAAGAUGUCGGGCAACGCCAGCAGUAGCGGUCGUCCCAUCCGAAAUUCGACGGGGGGUAUGAGCACAUCCACCAGCAAGAAUGGGUCAUCAGCAUUAUCCUUGUCUAAAGCAACGACGCGAAGGUCCAGUCUGUCCUCUUCGACGAAGCUGCUCGAACUUGGUAAAACUGUGCUCAACGGGUCUAUCAAAAAAUCUGUGAAACCAAGUCUUAUCUCGAAAAAUACACGUCAUUCUGAAGAAAGUGCCAAAAAAACUGCCAAGGGGGGGAAAGCUGUCAAUGGGCAUAAUAAUAGCAAUAAGAAUGGGAGUAAUACUGCUACGUCUAAGAAUGGGAAGAAUGAUGGGGAUAAGACGAAUGGGGCGAAAAAUAAUAGUGCGAUAGGUCCCACUCCUGGGUGUUCCAAGAUUGCCGUCGUCGCCUUAGGACCGCUUUCUCCAUCAUCCAUCACCAUAGUCGAAUCGCUCAAAAAACACGUUCGCUCGGAAUACAUGAGGCUCCUUAACCAAAAAAGACAACGGAAAAGUUGUGAGGCAAAGUAUGCUUGGAAUGAUAACCUGUCAAAAAUGAAGGGAAUGUUGCUUGAAGGAACUCGAUACAUGAAAGAAUCCCGUCGUCCCGUCGUUUGGGAAUGCAAACCUAAAGAAUCUGAUGAAGUCAAAAGUGAGGUUUCAAAGUCGACACGGUUUAUGAAACGAGCAACCAUCACAUCUUCCGACAUGCCUACACAGCACUGCCCGAUAAUUACGAUUAAUCAAAUAAGCGCAAUUCCAAACAUGUUUACUUGGGCUUCAGUAAGAACAAACUUGAUGGUUGAAGACGAAACCGUCCUGCAUAACAUUCCAUACAUGGGGGACGAAGUUUUGGAUCAUGAUGGGAAAUUCAUUGAAGAACUUAUAAAAAAUUAUGACGGGAAAGUUCAUGGAGACAAGGAAAAUAGUUUUGUGGACAAUGAAGUAUUUGUUGAUUUGGUGAAAGCCUUGCAAGUUACGGAGACUACUUUGAGAGCUUCAAUGAAGUCCAGCUGGAACAAGAUGGUAGGAAUGAGUAGUACUAGUAAGGAUAAGGAUGCAGCAGCCUCAGACCAAGUCAAGAUAGAAGGAGGAAUUGGAAAAAUUUCAGAUGCACGAAUUUUAGCCUUGUCAGAGAAAUUGGCUAAACGCAAAACAAAACUGCCCUCGCCUAGUGUAUUCAAAGCUAUUUCUGACAUAUAUCCCGAACGUGGCACGCCACAGGAGUUGAGAGAACGUUUCGUUGAACUUUUAGAGAAAAUGGAGCCUGGCGUAGUUGUCUCGGAAUGUACACCAAAUAUUGAUGGUCCCACUGCCGAGUCCGUACCUCCGGAACAAACUAUGCAUUCUUAUCACAGCCUAUUUUGCAGACGCUGUUUUAAAUAUGAUUGCUUUUUGCAUCGAUUAAAGACUGAUCACCCAGGUCCGAAGACCGUAUUAAAGAAGAAGCCUCUCGAAGCCAAACCUACAGUUCCUUGCAGCUCGCAAUGUUUCCUGCUCUUGGACGAAGUCAAACAACGACUCGCUAUCCAAGCUGCUCUUCAAGCCAAGGCCGAAAAGGAGUUGGAAGCAUCAAUGGCGGAAGUGUCCCGACCAAAGAAAAUACGCAAACAAAAUUCUCUAGAAUCUGGCGAUGAGGACAGCAAUGAUAGCACUAAAGUGGUUGGAAAUGGUGGGAGGAAAGAAAGGAAGAAUGGAAACUCUUCUCACUCAAAUACGAAUGGAAAUGGGAAGCUUAAUAACGAUAAAUCCAACAAUAACGGGGACAAGAGGCGAGAAUCCAAGGAAUCAUUGGAUUCAAAUAAAUCCAACAAUGAAAAAUGCAACAAUGGGAACGGGUCUAAUGUUAUUAUUAAUGAGUCUGAGUCGUCUUCGGGGGUAAUGCUAGGUCCCAGUUUUUUGGAUGUCUUUCAAUCUAAAUUGCCAGAAUGGACAAGUGCUGAAUGCAGUCUUUUUCGGUCAAUUCACAAAGUUUAUGGUUCAAAUUAUUGCUGCAUUUCACGAACAAUGCUAAGCCGUAGUUGUCAGGAGGUAUACCACUUUGCUCAGAAAGAAGCUCAGGAUGUGCUCACCGAAGAAUCAUCCAAGGAACUAACUCCUCCUAGAAAGAAGGCAAAAAAGAAGAAUCGGUUGUGGUCUCUACAUUGCAGAAAAAUCCAAUUGAAGAAAGACGACUCAUCAAGCCAUGUGUACAGCUAUACUCCAUGUGACCAUCCUGGCACUCCUUGCGACAAAAGUUGUCCAUGCGUUGCAAUGUCAAACUUUUGCGAAAAGUUUUGUCUGUGCAGUUUAGAAUGCCAGAAUAGGUUUCCAGGUUGUCGAUGUAAAGCGCAGUGUAACACCAAACAGUGUCCUUGUUACUUGGCUGUACGAGAGUGCGACCCUGACCUUUGCUCGAUUUGUGGAGCGGACCAACACGAUGUGACAAAGAUAAACUGCAAAAACGUUAGUUGUCAGCGUGGAUUGCAUAAGCAUUUACUCAUGGCCCCUUCCGAUAUUGCCGGAUGGGGAAUAUUCCUUAAGGAGUCAGCCCUAAAGAACGAGUUCAUAAGUGAAUAUUGUGGCGAGGUUAUUACUCAAGAUGAGGCUGAUCGACGAGGAAAAGUUUACGACAGGCAUAUGUGCAGCUUCCUGUUCAAUCUCAACAAUGAUUUUGUGGUGGAUGCAACUCGCAAAGGAAACAAAAUUCGAUUCGCUAAUCAUUCCGUGCAUCCAAAUUGCUACGCUGUCAUCAAGAUGGUUAACGGUGACCAUCGUAUUGGCAUUUUCGCCAAACGCGCAAUACAACCAGGCGAGGAAUUGUUUUUUGAUUAUCGAUACGGUCCAACUGAACAGUUAAAGUUUGUCGGAAUCGAACGCGAAGUGGACAUUGUGUAAAGAAAGAAAAACGCCUUUUCAACAAAAUUCAAGACUUACAAUUGAUUCAAACUGCCUACGAAAUAGUCUGUGUUCUCACUUUCUCCGAAGUACAAAGUAUGAAGGAUUUCCCCAUACUCAACAAUUUCUCUAUCAUGAAGAACCCUUAUAUACAUACAUAUACUAAAUCGAAUUGCUCCUGAUUGUACAAAAAUACCUACUUUAAUUUCAAACAGCUCAUUUAUACUGCAGUAGUAGACACCUCAAAUGGUGUCUCACUUUUUUUUCAGAACUUUAGAUCUCGUUUAUCGAACUUAAUUUAUACAAUUGUAGUAAUAAUUUCAGUUCCUGUUUUAAGCACUAUUCAAUUUGUAAUAUUUUACCGGCUAGUAUACAUAGUAUCUUUUACACAUACAUAACUUAUUAUUUUAUACUGGAGAAAAUAUUUACAAAUAUUUACUGCCAUCAUCGGACCACACUCGUCUAAUGUUCUCACUUGAAUGUGUUCAAUUUGUAUGUAUUUUUUCUACACAACUUUUGUACUGAUAUACCUUUCACCAAACUUAUUGAACGUGUUAGGAUAAAAAUUAGAAAUAAACCAACUAGUAGUGGACUACAAUGUCCUGUUGUGUCCCUGCAGUUUUAUACAUAGUUCUGUAGAUGGAUAAAAUGUGUGCCUUCUGAAAAGAACUUGAAAAUAAACAUGGUAAUAAAUUUCGUUACGAAUUCAAA